AUGAACAAGAGGUUGUUAUCGCGUAAUGGAUGGGAUGUAGAGAUGAGCAUUGGGACACCGGAGAAACAAGUAAUGUACUCCGAUCAAUGGUCUACUCCGGCCAUUGGAACGAUGGCAAAUGUUGGGGCAGUGGCUAUGGAUAUAGGGCUGGUUAGCCGGUAUACAUUUGGGGAGAUCAUUGCAGCAACAAAUGGCUUGGCCGAUGAGAAUGUGAUAGGAAGGGGAGACUAUGGGGUGGUUUAUCAUGGAGUUCUAUUCGACAACACCAGAGUUGCAGUGAAGAAGUUGCUAUAUAAAAGGAGUAGAGCCAAAGAAUUUCAAAGCCAGGCAGAAGCAAUGUGGUUCAUUAGACACAAGAACUUGGUGAAGUUGCUUGGAUAUUGUACUGAAGGAGCAUACAGGAUUCUUGUUUAUGAAUAUGUUGAUAAUGGCAAUCUUUACCAAUGGCUGCACCACUGCAUAAGCAAAAUUAGCCCGUUGACAUGGAAUAUCCGACUGAAGAUUAUCAUAGGAAUUGCAAAAGGCUUGGCCUACCUUCAUGAGGAUACAGAGCCGGCGGUUUCUCAUAAAAACUUAAAAUCGAGUAACAUAUUACUCGAUCAACAAUGGAAUCCUAAGCUAACUGAUUUCGGGAUCACUGAUUUCUUAGGUCCUGAGUGGAGUGGUCACGACAUAGCUGUCCCUAUGGGAAUUUACACAGCACCAGAAUAUGCUCAAAGUAAAGUUCAAGAUGAGAAAAGUGAUAUUUACAGCUUCGGGGUACUUAUUAUGGAGAUUAUAUGUGGGAGAACUUCCAUAGAGUCAUCUGUGACUGAAAUAGAGGAAUAUUUGGUUGACUGGAUAAAAUUCAUGGUGUCAGAACAAAAAAUUGAGCUUAUAACAGAUCCCAAGUUGUCUGAACUGCCAUCAGUGAAGGAACUCAAAAGAAUUCUUCUCAUAGCUCUUCGAUGUGUUGAUCCAGAAGUCGAUAAUAGGCCUAAAAUCGGAGAAAUAAUCCAUAUGCUCGAGCCUCGUGAUUUACUACUCAGUGAUAAACGUGUUAUUAAGAGGGAGAUUUCUCGUCGUAAUUCUUUGAAAGAAGAUCGGUUAGCUCAAGUUACUUUUAUUUUAUCCAUCGAUUUCUCUUACACAAUAUCUAACCUUUUAUUGAUUUUGCCGGGGCCUUCUUUUCUCGCUAUGAUAUCAACAGGAGGGAAGGACAUGGUCAAGGUUAGCAUGGAGUGUGCUAAAGUACCAGCUGGUGUUAGAAAAGCCAAGAAGAAGCAGGUAAAGGAUGAGUUAGAUCGUAUUAAACAGGCCGAGAAGAAAAAGAGGCGCUUGGAGAAGGCUCUGGCGACAUCUGCUGCAAUCCGUUCUGAGCUGGAAAAAAAGAAGCAGAAAAAGAAAGAAGAACAGGAGAGGCUUGAUGAAGAAGGUGCUGCAAUAGCUGAGGCAGUUGCACUGCAUGUCCUACUUGGUGAAGACUCGGACGAUUCAUGCAAAGUUAUGCUGAAAAAGGAUGAGGAGCUUACCUCAUUGGAUAAUGGUAGCAACUUCGACAUUGUUAUGGGUGGACAACAAGCAAUGGUUCCUCAUCAUGAUCUAUCGACCUAUUUGCUCAAAGGAUCUGGCUGGGUUUCUGACCCUCAUGAAUAUAGGGGCAUGUUAAAUCACUGGGGCAAUUCCAACUUGAUCAUGCCAUCUGGGCUGCUGGGUAGAGAUUUAUACCCACAAUAUUUCGAAGAGGAAAGUUGGGACACUGCUAAUUUAUCUGCUGGUCUUCUUGCUUCUCAGGCUGUUUCAUCACUUCAGAUCACUGAUGAUGCACGGGUAGAUGCCUACAUCUUCAACCAGAUGUUAAGAGCCGUAAACUAUGUUGCAAUUUCUGAAGCACUCCAAGUCUCUCCUUCGGUUUUAGCUGCUGCAGAUAAUGUUAUUUGUGCAGUAUAUUUCACCACAUUGUUUGCAUUGGCAUUUAAAAUACCAGCCGAAUCUUCAACUUCAACUUCUGGCUUUGAACUUACUGAGGAAUCAGAACCUGGAAAUAAGCUUCCUGUACUGCAGACUGCAACGGCCCUUACUGCAUCCUUUCUUAUUUGCAAGAGUGCCGUAAACUAUGUUGCAAUUUCUGAAGCUCUCCAAGUCUCUCCUUCGGUUUUAGCUGCUGCAGAUAAUGUUAUUUGUGCAGUAUAUUUCACCACAUUGUUUGCAUUGGCAUUUAAAAUACCAGCCGAAUCUUCAUCUUCAACUUCUGGCGUUGAACUUACUGAGGAAUCAGAACCUGGAAAUAAGCUUCCUGUACUGCAGACUGCAGCGGCCUUUACUGCAUCCUUUCUUAUUUGCAAGAGUGGUAGUUUUCUAACAAAGUAUUUUGGCAUUCAAGGAGGUGGUCUUCCGGCCAUUACGGCUAUUGCUGUUAUUUUAGCAACUGUAUUUCCUAAUCAAUUUGCUUACCUUGCCCCUUCUGGUGAGGCUAUGGCAAUGAUAUUGAUGCAGGUAUUUUUCACGGUUGUGGGUGCAAGUGGGAGUAUUAGGAAUGUCAUAACUACAGCACCCAGUAUUUUCUUGUUUGCUCUAGUCCAGAUUUCUGUUCAUCUUGCCAUAAUCCUUGGAUUUGGAAAAUUGUUCAGGUUCGACGUAAAGCUAUUGCUUAUAGCAUCGAAUGCAAAUGUAGGAGGCCCAACAACAGCCUGUGGAAUGGCCACUGCCAAAGGUUGGAGUUCUUUAGUCGUCCCUGGAAUUCUUGGCGGUAUUUUUGGCAUAGCAAUUGCAACUUUUCUUGGCAUUGCUUUUGGACAAGCUGUUCUGAAAUUCAAGUAA
Molecule: messenger RNA, 2799 nt
Organism: Fraxinus pennsylvanica
Lineage: Eukaryota; Viridiplantae; Streptophyta; Magnoliopsida; Lamiales; Oleaceae
Source: the annotation of a GenBank genome assembly